Triplophysa dalaica is the source of this 1238-nucleotide messenger RNA. RefSeq names its product transmembrane protein 107 like (gene tmem107l). Gene Ontology annotation, cellular component: MKS complex. The record is from RefSeq and is a predicted model, not a curated record. The coding region runs from base 330 to 752 and encodes 140 amino acids. Gene Ontology annotation, biological process: protein localization to ciliary transition zone; non-motile cilium assembly. The transcript is spliced from 6 exons. NCBI's taxonomy places the organism in Eukaryota, Metazoa, Chordata, Actinopteri, Cypriniformes, Nemacheilidae.
AGUAAUAUUUCCAAAGACAGCACACGGUUACAAACUAUUUGUCACCGUUAUAACGAAAUAACCUUUUCAAAACGGACAUUUUCGAGUUAGAGGGCAACUCCCGCCAGUAGGUGGCGGCAUAAAGCUGUUUAAUUGUCAACCGAUGGACUGAGUAGAAGAAGAGUGUUGUCGUAGCAACCUGAUGCGAGGAAAACUUGCAGAUAAACGCACAAAGUCGAGUUAUUUGUUGUUGUUUGUACUUUUGUCAUUGGUGAUUUGAACACAAAUCUGCCUUUUACCUCGAUAAACGAACAAUUUAACCAAAGUUUAACUCAUUACAGAGCGUUUCAAUGCCGAUGGAAAUUACUCUGGUUCCAGCCCGUUUUUUGACUCUCAUCGGGCACCUUGUAAUUGUCAUAAUCAUCUUUUGGUCUAGGGAGAACAGUGUCAGAGCUUGUCUACCCCUUGACUACACUGAUGAAGAAUACAGAUCAGAGGACACGCGGCUUGUGGUGGCAUUAUCUGUGACCCUUGGCCUGUUUGCUAUAGAACUGCUGGGGUUCUUCUCCGGAGUCUCUUUGUUUAACAACAAUCAAGCUCUUCUGUCCAUAGGAUGUCAUGCCAGUGGUUGUGUAUCUCUGCUCUUCUUUUUGUUUGAGCAAUGGACUUGCAGCAUCUAUUGGUGGAUCUUUGCAUUCUGUAGUGUGAUGCCUGCACUGUAUGAAAUUAUCCUUUUCAUUGUAGUAUGUGGAUUUAAGAGAAAGCCUCUGUGAGUGUUUCUGUCCUCUACUUCUCUGGAUUUUUUGUGGGGAAGUUGAAUAUUUCUCCUUUCAAGGGUAAAAUAUUGAACCUAAAACAAUGGCCCAGUGUUUUGUGGUUAAAUUCACUCGUAUCAUGCAGUCAUAUGUGAAACUCAGAAACACAGUAAAAACUAGGCAACUUUCAAGUGGGGCACAAGAUAACCUAUAACUUUUUUUACUUUGACCUAUUUAACCAGGACACUGUUAAGGUUUAGUAUAACUGUUUAUAUUAUACAAAAAGAACAGGACCCAUGUGAAUCCAAAUACUUGCAUGGAAUAGUCCUUCCCCUUGAAAGGGUACAUUUAUAUUUGAUCAAAUAACACUGAAUCUGGAUGUUCACUGACACGUUGUAGAACUGCUAGGAGAAGUUAAGGUGUGAUGAGUCUGUGAGCAGACACGGUACAUUGUGAAUAAAGCAAGAUUAAAUUGGACUUGAAGAUUCAUAAAGAUGAAUGGAA